This is a messenger RNA of Larimichthys crocea (large yellow croaker), 1245 nucleotides long. RefSeq names its product lysosomal thioesterase PPT2-A. The record is from RefSeq and is a predicted model, not a curated record. Gene Ontology annotation, molecular function: thiolester hydrolase activity. NCBI's taxonomy places the organism in Eukaryota, Metazoa, Chordata, Actinopteri, Sciaenidae. Gene Ontology annotation, cellular component: lysosome. The transcript is spliced from 8 exons. The coding region runs from base 157 to 1044 and encodes 295 amino acids.
AGAGAUGAUCACAAACGACACACAGAAAUCAGGAAGCAAGCGCGCACAUGGUCUCUAUGAUAAUCCCUCACCAGCACGGGUAAAGAUCUCAUCAAGUCUCCGGGUCCUCCUCCUCUCUGCUCGGAUAGAGCGCUCACCUGUGCCCGGAUAGAGUGCAUGCAAGCUCCGCAGAUCAUGCGGGGAUCACCGGUGUCGCUCCUCCUGCUGCGGCUACUGCUGACAGGGGUUUGCAUUGACGCAUACAAGCCUGUCAUCAUCGUGCAUGGUAUCUUUGAUGGACCAAAGCAGUUCAAGACGCUGUCUAUGUACAUAGACAAGGUGCAUCCAGGCACCCAGGUGGCUUUAAUUGACUUGUAUGACAACCUGGCCAGUCUGAAGCCACUGUGGAAGCAAGUCCAAGGCUUCAGGAAAGCGAUCUACCCCAUUACGCAAAAGGCUCCUGAUGGCGUCCAUCUUCUGUGCUUUUCACAAGGUGGUUUGAUUUGCCGAGCACUUCUCUCCACAACUCCAGACCUCAACGUGGACACCUUCAUCUCGCUGUCAUCACCACUGGCCGGACAAUAUGGAGACACAGACUACCUGAAGCGGGUGUUUCCUGAAAACAUGAAGAAGAAAGUGUAUCAUAUUUGCUACAACAAACUGGGACAGAAAAUUUCUAUUUGUGACUACUGGAACGACCCUCACCAACAGACCCGAUACCUGCAGAGCAACAACUUUCUGCCGGUGCUUAAUGGCGUCAAACCGCACACCAACAUCAAAGCAUGGAGGCAAAACUUCCUGCGCAUCAAGAAGCUCGUGCUGAUUGGAGGACCGGAUGACGACGUCAUCACACCAUGGCAGUCCAGCCACUUUGGAUUCUAUGACAGCAACGAAAACAUUGUAGAAAUGAAGAACCAGGAGUUUUACAGGAACGACACAUUUGGCCUGAAGACGCUGGACGCUCGUGGGGACGUGUCGGCGUGCGUUCAGCCUGGAGUGAAGCACGUUAUGUGGCACUCCAACUUCACAGUGUUCACAAACUGCAUCGAGAAGUGGCUCACGUAAAAAAAAAAAUUAUAAUAUAUUUUCAUUUUGUACCUAAAUUAUUUCACUAAGCAACAGAUAAAUGACUGAAUGUGAAUGUAAAAUGUGAUUUUCAAUGAUUGUGUUCUGACUUUAUACUUGAAAACAGCUUUCAAUGUAGCAAAUAUGUUUGUUGUAUGUUUUUACUUUCUUCUGAUAAAAAACACUGUCAUACACAACCAA